AAAAUAAGGUGAAAACGUCAACAAAACAAAAUUUACAAAAGCAUCUAGAUCUGACUCCUUUUCUGGAUCCUCACCAAAAUAUACAGGCUUCUUCCCUGACCCAAACUGCAUUUUACUACCAAAUGUUGUGUCAAUCUGUUCAAUAGACUUUGAGUAGUCCUGUAAACAAACAAACAUAGAGGAAAACACAACCUCCGUGGCGGAGGUAACACUGCUUAAUGGAGAAAUCAGCCUUUAAAUGAAUUAAUCCAAAAGUGAAUUAUUUCAGGCCCAGAUUGCAGUUUCACUGAAUGACCACAAGGAAGUGACAAAGCUCCUCUGCCCAGAAUCUUAAUGCACUCACAUCUUUCUGUCUCAUUUACGUCUAGUUACCAGUAAUCACGUUGUUUUGGAGAAAAGUCCAGACAUCAGAAAUAAUUAUUUAUGCUGAGUUAUAGCAUAUUUGUGAAGACUGUAUCUUCCGGUUUACCCUCCCUCCUUUUUUUGGACGGUAGAUAAUAUUUUAAUCAAGAAUAAGUGCAGGAUGUGAAACGCUUUGCUCGGCGUCGGUUAUUUUGAGCCUAUAAAUCACACGGAAAUGCAAAUGUCUCAGUUAAAUCCCUUCCUCUUGUGUUCUUUCAGCUCAUUUGAAUAUCACAUGCGUUAGGUUCACACUCCUACUGUCAGGUCAAGUCAAUCUAAGCUGCUCCUACAAUCACUACACCCCCCCCGAAAUUAACAGGAAACACCAUUUUGAGGUUAAAGCCAAGCUAGUAAUGUAUUAAUAACCCACUUCAACAGCAUCUCUGAGGUGCAAGUGAUGUUAGAAGAGAGGAUUAGAGCGCUCAUGUACUCUAUUGGCUCUAGUUCACUGUAUUAAGAGUGUGUGUGCAUGUGUGUAUGUGUGUACAGCAUGAGUCACCCUACCCGCCUGUGAUUGGAGGGCCGUGUGUGGGUGAGGGAGGGGGAGAGAGAGUUAGGGGCCGUCUGUCAAUCUCCCCUCCGCUCCAUUCACACAUUCAACCGCAUGCACCCUCACGGAGAGACAGAGGAAGUGAGCAAGAGCCUCUCAUUCAUAAAAAAAAAAAAAGGAGAGAAAGUUCAUUCACAAAAGCUGCACAGUUCUGUGCCGAGCCUCAGAGGGAGAGAGGAGGCGAGCAGAUGUGGAGGUGAAGCCGAGCUGGAAGCCUGACGGAGAGGCUGAAUGAGAUGGGACUGUAGAGGGGAGCCGACUGGACCUCAGACUGCACAGGACAUCCACAGUCCCACGCUGGGGUUUUUGGUUUUUCUUCUCUUUCACUUCCCAGUGCUCUCGUCGGUCCAGUUACCUGAUUAUGAGACAGCAAACCAUACCCAGGCAUGCUCAAGCGCACCAAAUACAGUCGUCUGCGCAGCGACUCCGUCACAUCUCCAGAGGAUCGGCCCCAAAGGAUGCCGCCCCUGAAGAGGGAACUCCCCUUGGACUCUGAUUUUGCCCAACUGGACCCCGGGGCACCCCCAAACCAUGGGCUGUCCACCCUGAGGGACUUCAUCCCUCGAGUGGCCAACAUCCGGCUGCAGAGUCCCUUCCCUCUGUCUGGCCUGAGGGGACAGAGGACCGCAGCAGGGGACAGAAGCGUUGACGGACACGCUGACAGACCCUGUUCGGGGACACAAUGGGGAUCAGCACCCGAGCAGAGACUUUGUAGCCAACCCCCCCUUCAUGUGCCGUUUACCAGUGGCCAAAGCCGGGGUCACUUAGCCCUGCUCUGCACAAAAAGACCCAUCACCCUGCACCGGAUGGCCAGCCUCCCCUGGACCCCCGGCUGUCCUCCCUGCCCAGAGCACAGAGGUGGUCCGUGCUGUGUGAAGACCUCCUCUGCAGCGGAUGAAUGUACAGCGGUGCGGACGGCAAACAGAGCAGUGCAUCAUAACAUCAAGUACAUGGGCAGUGUGGAGGUAACCCAGUCCAUGAGGAACCUCGACUUUGAUACCAGAAUGAGAGUGACACGAGAGGCGAUUAGCAGACUGUGCGAGAGGACGUCAGCCAAGACAGCAGUGAAAACUAAAAGGGCGGUGUACAAGGGGGCGUCGGCUGUUCUUGGUCAGAUGAACCUGCAGUUUUCCGGGCGCAGGAUCAUCGUCACCGUCUCCACAGACAGUGUGACUCUGAUCACCGCCUCCUCCUCACAGAAGAUCGCCCACCACCCCAUGCAGGCCAUUUCAUUUGCCUCGGGAGGAGAACCAGACGUGGUCGAUUACAUCGCUUACGUUGCCAAAGACCUCACCAAUCAGAGAGCGUGUCACAUCCUGGAGUGUCCUCAGGGUCGGGCCUGUGAGCUCAUCAACAGCAUCGGUCAGGCCUUUGAGAAUCGUUUCCACCAGCUCCUCCACCACACACCGUCGCUCCUCUGCACUGAUCCCAGGUCAGCAGUGAGAGUCGGUAACGAUUGGACAGAGGAGACAACAACAGAGCAGGAGGUCAAACAGGAAGGUGAAGCCCAUGAGCACUGUGACUAUUACAAUGUGAUCCCGGGAAAGACGCCCCCUCCUGGUGGGCUAGAGGACCUGCGCAUCACAAGGGAGGAGAGCAAUCAAGAUCCUGACAUUCAAGAGGUCUGUUUGCCUCGGCCUGUUUCACUGUACGAGAACUGCUCCAUCACAGAAGAGACUCCAGCUCCAACUAGAGUGGGAUGUGAGGUCAGUGGACAGGGCUCUCCUCUCCCUGAGUCACUGAUCCAGGACCUGAUCCAGGAGGAAGGCUGGUUCCAUGGCAGGCUGGGACGAAAGCAGGCCGAGUCCCUCCUCACCUGCAGUGGGGACUUCCUGGUCAGAGAGAGCAGCUCUGCGUCUGGUCAGUACGUGCUCAGCGGCUUGGAGGGAGCCACCGUGCGGCACCUGCUGCUGAUCGACCCCCAUGGAAAGGUGCGGACCCGUGAUCAGGUGUUUCUGAGUGUCGGUCACCUGGUGCGGUUCCACAUGGAGAACCAGACGCCCAUCGUGUCUGGGAGCAGCGAGCUGCUGCUGAAGCAGCCGAUCCUGCAAAGACACUGAUGCACAUUCAUCAGCUUCGUAGUCACACGUGCAGACAUUAGCCUUCAGCGCCGGAGGGUCUCUGCACUUGUGUGAGAUGAGGAACAAUGUACCAAAAAAACAACUAAAUCCUUUAAACACUUUUAGCUCCUUGACAAUUCAACAUGUGAACAUCCAGCACUUUCCACAGUAUUUGUAUUAUUUGGCCAUGAAUCCACAUGUGUUGUAUAUGUUCAGUGAAUAGCUCCUGACAUGUGAGUAAACGUGUGCCUCUCCCUGGGUGGAGAGCAGCUGCCGGCCUGCAGAGCCUCCUCUCUCUGACUCAGGAUGAAUCUGUUGGUGUUUACUCAAAGUCCAAGCACAAUCACUGGUAUCGGGAGGAAGUGAGCAGAAUGUUGGCAGGCGUUCAGAUUCCCUCUCUGUACAUGCUCAGUUCAUCUUUCAUUCGUUGUUUGUUUUAAAGUUUUGAUUUGUUAUUCUUCCGUGUUCCUGCCUUUUUUUUUUACUUGAAAAUCACUUUUCAUUUCACUUUCCUGUUUUGUUCUUAAUAUGGAAUUCAAAUACUCUCAGUAACCAGCCGCAGAAUUGCACUCUUGUCUCAGAUAAGCUGGUAAAUAUCAAAUAAUAACGUUUUUGUUCCCCAUUCAUUGUUGUCAAAUACAUCUUUAGUUCUG
Molecule: messenger RNA, 3665 nt
Organism: Platichthys flesus (European flounder)
Lineage: Eukaryota; Metazoa; Chordata; Actinopteri; Pleuronectiformes; Pleuronectidae
Product: SHC-transforming protein 1-like
Exons: 14
Coding region: 1339-3012 (557 amino acids)
Biological process (GO): intracellular signal transduction; cell surface receptor protein tyrosine kinase signaling pathway
Cellular component (GO): plasma membrane
Molecular function (GO): receptor tyrosine kinase binding
Source: RefSeq, a predicted model, not a curated record